AUGGCGACGCGAUCACAUGCUCCCAAGCGCGCUGCGCAAAUUUCAACAAAUACUCCAUCAAAAACGCCCAAGAAACCGGUUCUAGAGAAAGCAAAGAAAACCAUAAAUGCCAAUAAAGAAGACAGAGAUAAUUUACACGAAGAAAAGCCUAUGAAUGUCGAAAAUAUGUUCGAAACGAUUAUGAGCAAGCUGGGUAAAUUAGAUAUCAUUGAUGGCCGUAUGAUAUCGAUGGAACAAGAACUGAAGGAAGUAAAAGAAUCUUUAGAAUAUGCAUAUGCUGAAGUUGAAACGCUGAAGAAAGAAAACGCAGAGCUAAAGAAGUCUGACUCGGAGACGAAAGAAAGAUUGGCGAAAGUAGAAGAGCAGAAUUCAGCAUUAAAUAGUCGCGUCAUUGACCUACAAGCAAGGUCAAUGCGCGACAACUUAAUGUUUUAUAAUUUACCAGAGCGUGAGGACGAAAAUACAAACAACCUCAUACAUAACUUAUUACAAGAGCAACUUGGAAUAUCGGAUGCGAAGACUAUAAAGAUAGACCGUUCACACAGAAUAGGCAGAAGAACACCGGGAUCGAGAAGACCAAGAGCCAUUGUCGCGAAAUUUAAUUUUUACCCGGAUAAGGAACGUAUACUGGCUAACGCGAGGCGAUUAAAGGGUACAGGAAUUGCAAUUUCUGAACAGUUCCCGGAGGAAAUUGUUAAAUUAAGAAAGCGACUACUGCCAGAAAUGAAGAAAGCACGUGAGGAUGGUAGGAGAGUAAAAUUAGUUAGAGAUAAGUUAUAUAUAGAUGGCCAACUUUUUAGACAUAAUUCUACUCACUAG
Molecule: messenger RNA, 819 nt
Organism: Paramuricea clavata
Lineage: Eukaryota; Metazoa; Cnidaria; Anthozoa; Malacalcyonacea; Plexauridae
Source: the annotation of a GenBank genome assembly